Penicillium canescens is the source of this 453-nucleotide messenger RNA. RefSeq lists its product as uncharacterized. The coding region runs from base 1 to 453 and encodes 150 amino acids. The record is from RefSeq and is a predicted model, not a curated record. The transcript has 2 exons. NCBI's taxonomy places the organism in Eukaryota, Fungi, Ascomycota, Eurotiomycetes, Eurotiales, Aspergillaceae.
AUGGUCCGCACAAUCCAUCUGGCAAUAUUCUCGAACGGCGCGCGGCCCGCUCAUUAUGCUGUUUUUGUCCCUUCGGGUGAUGCGGGUAAGGUGGGGAAACUUAUACAUGUCACCGGGACUACAGCCACUGGAUUUUUCCGAGAGUUCAAGCGCAACUACGACUUCAAUGCCACCCAACGCAAGCACCAUAUUAUACCUCUUGCUCAAGUCGAUGGGCGGUUCAUUACUGAUACUGUGGGUAAUGGACAGCCGGGAGUAGACACAACUGCGCGUGAUCGACUAGAGUCAGCCGCCACAGUAGUUCUGCCUCCCGGCCGCAGUCCCAACCCUUUUGACCCAUCGGCUCCAAAUUGCCAAGAUUGGCUGCAAAGUUACGUCCAAAAGCUUGUCGAGGAGGGUCUCAUAGCUGGCAGCGCCAUCUCAGUGGUCCAAAAUGCUCCAAAGCUACUGUGA